UGAGUACAAGUCUUUAAAAUGUCUUCAAGUUUUGUGUACUGUGCACGCCUACCAAAAUGCAGGCGCGGCAGAACGUGAGUGCGAGUACGCUCACAUCCGGGCUCUAGACUUCUCGUGGACAUGGACGAGAGUCGCCCUAAACGACGGAAGGCUAAGGACGCAAAACGAAACAAGGCAGAGCUAGAAGCUAACUCUGAAAAUGAUUCUGACUCUGACGUUCCAGCAGGAAUGGAAAUACAAGUUGACUUUGAGGCUCUUCAACUACAUGCGGACGACUUGGACGGAGUAAGGCUGCUUUUACAGCAGCUGUUUGCCAAAGAGAUGGUAAAUGUUGCAGAAAUAGCUGAUAUGAUUGUGUCGCAGUCUCACAUUGGUAGCGUGAUCAAACAAGUUUCUUCUGAUGAAGAGUCAGAUGAUGAUGACAGCAGUGAUGAUAGUGUGUUCGGCUUUCUUACUGCCAUUAGCCUUCAACAUCCUAAAAGCAAAAAUUGUAUUGGCAGUUUGUGUGAAAUGAUAGAAAGCAAAGCAUCUCUUAGUGGCAGCAGUGAGAUAUUGUGUGCUCUAAGGGAUAAAGCGAAUUGUGUGGGGUGGAUUGUAAGUGAGAGACUUGUGAAUAUUCCACAUCAGAUCGCUGUACCUCUCUACAAAAAUCUUGUCAAAGAACUUAGAACAGCAAGGAAGGAGAAACACUUUGAUUUUAACUAUUUCAUGAUUAUGAGCAAAGGCUACAAGAGUCGACAAACUCAGGACAAGCAGACAAAAAAGAAAAGGGUGAAAGCCAAAGAGAUGGAAAACCAUAAAUCCAACAAUAUUGACCACAUUGACGGUGAAAUGGUGUACUGCAACACAGAAGAUCAACUGUUUAGUCAGGUAGCAACAGCUUCUUUGUGUUUUCCUGUGACUGAGGGUAGAGACUCAGCUUUGUCAGGUGACUGGAGUUAUGAUGAUUGUGAAUUGAAGCCGUAUCGAAUGAUAAUGCUUAUUGAAAGUAGCCAAUUUUACAGUGCAGCGAAUAAUGUAGGCGGGCUUUUUAGUAGCAAUUAGAAGAAUGCAAGUGCUACGCGUUACUGAAGAAGGUUGAUUAUAAUUUGAUUACAUUUUUGCCAUGUUGAAAUGCA
Corticium candelabrum is the source of this 1118-nucleotide messenger RNA. RefSeq names its product protein BCCIP homolog. The transcript has 8 exons. Bases 121 to 1044 code for a protein of 307 amino acids. Gene Ontology annotation, cellular component: nucleus. The record is from RefSeq and is a predicted model, not a curated record. Lineage: Eukaryota; Metazoa; Porifera; Homoscleromorpha; Homosclerophorida; Plakinidae.